AUGCCCGCACGGCUCUUCCCGCAUCGCGACUGGAGCACCCAGUCGGCCGAGCAGCAGCUUCCCUUCACCGGCGACAACGUGGACGACGGCGAGUUUGUCCAUGACCAGCACAACACGGACGUCGAGUCGCAGACACAUGCCCGGGCCCGGCGCAUACGAGCGCAGUCCAACGCCUCCACCGCGCUCUCCCAGUCCUUCUCGCGCAACCCCGUUCGCUCGUUUGCGCAUCAGACCUCGCACGGCUUCACCGACACGCCGCAAUACUCGUCACAGGGUGUGCGCGAGAGAAGCUCCCAACUGGCCUCGUACGCCCUGGACUCGGAAGAAUACCAGGACCGACCGCACAGCCACAGCCACAGCCACAGCCACAGCCACAGCUUCACAGAGCCGGACUCCCCUGGAUCCCGCCCGCUAUCUGAGCAUCAGCAUGGCAGAGGAUCCAUCGACUCGACAAGGGAGGACACGAUCGAGGAAGACAGCGAGCUGGAGACGCCCGUAACCGUCAUUGGAGGUCCACAGAGCGCAGAUCACAGCUUCUUCAGCCCCAUACUGCAUCCAUGGCAGGACAUGGGCCGCAAGGCAUCUACCGCCUCAGCGCUGCCUGAUGUUGUCGUGCAGGACACGGAGCGAACACCGCUGCUACCUGCCGCAAGACUCCCGCGCGUCGACUCGCAGCCAAAACAAAAGAGCACCGAGAGCAAGAGCAAGAGCAAGAGCAGAGGCCGUUCGCCCAACAAAAGCCUUCCUCUGCGUGUCAAGGACACUUUGGCCACAAGCCGAGAGCAUCUCCUUGGAUUCAGCCGCUCCUUGACCAAUCCCAAGACCUACACCAAGGACGCCCUCGUGUCAGCUGCCCUGAACAGUGCACAGACAUUGACGGCCGUUUUCCUCGGACUCCUCCUGAACAUCCUGGAUGCACUUUCCUAUGGCUACAUCCUGUUUCCCCUCGGUGCUCCCAUCUUCAGCCAAACUGGCCCUGACGGCAUCUCCAUCUUCUUCGUCAGCUGCAUAGUGUCGCAACUAUGCUACUCCUUGGGUCUGUCCGCCUUCAAGGGUGGUGUUGGUUCGGAGAUGAUCGAGGUUGUCCCCUUCUUCCACAAGAUGGCAUACUCGAUCAUGGAACGCAUGGAGGGCGAGUCGCCCGAAGCUAUCAUGGCCACGACCAUCACCUCCUACUGUCUUAGCUCCAUCCUUACUGGCCUCAUCUUCCUUGCUCUGGGAGGCUUUAAGCUCGGCACCUUGGUCAGCUUCUUUCCUCGACACAUCCUCAUCGGCUGCAUUGGCGGUGUAGGCUUCUUCCUCUUCGUCACGGGCAUCGAAGUUUCUGCCCGCCUCGAGGGUAACCUCAACUACGAUCUUCCUACCUUGCAGAAGCUCUUCUCCGCAGACACUUGGUACUUGUGGAUCAUUCCCCUCGUUCUUGCCAUCUCGAUCAUGCUCAUGCAACGCAUGGUCAAGAGCCCCUUCGUCCUGCCUGCCUUUUUCGUUCUCAUCUUUGCAACCUUCUACGUUUUUGUAAAAGGCAUCUUCCGGGUGGACUUGCAAGACGCUCGCGACGCAGGCUGGAUCUUUGAGCAGCCUGAGGCGGGCGUCAAGUUCUACCGUUUCUAUUCCUACUUCAAAUUUUGGCUCAUUGAUGUAUCAGCGCUGGCUAGCUGCAUACCGACCAUGUUCGCUCUCUCCUUCUUUGGUAUCAUCCACGUACCCAUCAACGUGCCAGCUUUGGGCGCUGCAGUGAAAGAGGACAAUCUCGACGUGAACCGUGAGCUGAUGGCACAUGGUAUCUCAAACACGCUGUCUGGUUUCGUCGGUAGCAUCCAGAACUACCUGGUGUACGCGAAUAGUGUCAUGUUUAUUGCGAACGGAGGCGACAGCCGCGUUGCCGGCGCUCUGCUUGCUGCUGCCACAACUGCCGUCUGGAUCGCCGGCCCAGCCAUGGUCGGCUACAUCCCCAUCUGCCUCGUCGGAGCCCUCAUCUUCCUGCUCGGCAUUGACCUCAUGAAAGAAGCUCUGUGGGACACUUUCGGCAAGUGCCACAAACUCGAGUACCUUACCAUUGUGGCCAUUGUCUUGAUCAUGGGUGUCCACGACUUCGUUGUAGGUAUCUUUGUUGGCAUUGUUCUAGCCUGCGUCAGCUAUGUCGUCCAGAGCUCCCGUCAUCCAGCUAUCCGAGGGUCGUAUAGCGGCGUUGUUGCUGAAUCGACCGUGCGACGCCCUCGAGCGGACUGCCGCUACCUCAGUAAGGUCCGGGGCCAGAUUCGCGUUGUCAAAUUGGGCGGCUUCCUCUUCUUUGGAACCAUUGUCUCUGUCGAAGAGAACUUGCGAUCGCUAAUUGACGAUGAUCACUUUGAGGAGCAACCAGUAAGCUUCAUCAUUGUCGACUUCACCCACGUCACCGCUGUAGACUUCUCGGGCUGCGAAGGCUUUCAGCGCAUCAAUCGCAUCCUCGGCAGCAAGAACGUCAAGAUGAUCCUUUCUGGCGUAUCUUUCGCCAACGACGUAGGGAAAUCUCUUCAGAGUGUAGGCCUGCUUGACGAAACGGAAGGCGAGGAGAGCCCGCCGCCUCCUCAGGUAUUCGAGGAUCUUAACACGGCACUCGAAUCGUGCGAAAACGAGCUUCUCGAAGUCUUCCACAGGCACUGCAGCACGCACGUCAAGAAGCGCCAGAUCACUCCACCCAUGUCUAUCAGCGGCGCCAAGAACCUCAACGCCGAACCCAUUCCCUCCGGUGGCUCGCCAGCGUCAUCUCUUGGACCGAGCUCGCUCAAUCCCGACUUCGCCUCGCCUCGCCGCGGUGCCCGCCUCAUGGCUGCUCGCUCGACUAUGCGCGAGUCCGCUCAUAAUUCCGACUCGGACACGUCUUCCUUCCCGGACUCAUCCAAUAACAAUGAGUCUGCACCCUCUGUCCAAGGUGUACCGUCGCGCUGGAAAAACUUUGCGCAACCCCUGAAAAUCAUUCUUCAAACUUUUGAGGACGUGUCGACUCAAAACGAGGACUUCUGGCAUGUAGUUGCGCCGUAUUUCUCACGCUGUGAGUUCGCUGCCGGCUCCCUUCUAUACUCGAGAGGAGACGACCCGGACGGCUUCUACAUCCUGGAAAAGGGCCGGUUCCGCGCAGAGUAUGAGCUUGAUCAGGGCAGCUUCUUCGAAGUCAUUCUACCUGGUACAACUUGUGGCGAGCUGCCCUUCUUCAGCGAAACGGAUCGCACAGGAACGGUGGCGGUAGAGAACGACAGUGUGGCAUGGUUGUUGACUAGGGAGAAAUUUGAGAAGUUGGAGCAGGAGCACCAGGACGUUGCGCGAGAGCUGCUCAAAGUCGGGCUGAAGUUGACCAAGGAGAGGAUGGAUGCGAUCACAAGCUAUGUGCUUGUCACUGCAUCGUAA
Messenger RNA from Ascochyta rabiei, 3384 nucleotides. RefSeq lists its product as uncharacterized. Gene Ontology annotation, cellular component: membrane. NCBI's taxonomy places the organism in Eukaryota, Fungi, Ascomycota, Dothideomycetes, Pleosporales, Didymellaceae. Bases 1 to 3384 code for a protein of 1127 amino acids. The transcript is spliced from 4 exons. The record is from RefSeq and is a predicted model, not a curated record.